This is a messenger RNA of Fusarium venenatum, 2376 nucleotides long. RefSeq names its product P-loop containing nucleoside triphosphate hydrolase protein. Gene Ontology annotation, molecular function: 5'-3' DNA helicase activity. Lineage: Eukaryota; Fungi; Ascomycota; Sordariomycetes; Hypocreales; Nectriaceae. The record is from RefSeq and is a predicted model, not a curated record.
AUGCCCGCGGCAAUAACGCCCGGCCAGAUUGUGGUCGAUAAGCCGCUCCCACCACUCUGCGUUCUAUCGGAGUCGACUUAUGUGCACCGCCAUGAACAGGGGACACUCAUAGAACAGAAAAAUGAGUUGGAUAUCUUGGUACGCUUCAACAAGCAACGAACACCAUUCAAGGCCUGGCCUGUUGCCCCUAUUCCCGGACUAGCUACCUCCUUCCACACCUCGUGGCUGGUUCUCGUGGUGGUUCCGCAGCCAUCAGAAGUCAUCGUAUUUCCGAGCCUUGAUGACAACUUCCACGUCGAUUUCGAGAGCAGAAUCCAGUUACCAGAUGGAACGUACUCUCUGGUCAAUCUACCUGCCACCCGCAUCGGCAAUCCAUACGAGGAUGCAGAAUAUCUCGUUAGCAAGGUAGUUGCAAAGUGUGCGGCCUUCAAGGUCGACGUGUGCAGAUCGUGGAAGAAUGAGGACGGAGAAAAAGUGAGCCUUGAUCUGAUGUCAUCAAUGCAAACUGCUUCUUCUCUCGACGAUUUCGAAAAUCUCUCCCUAGACGAGUCGAAACACCAGACAAUAACUAUCACGUGGGAUACCUUUUCGAAUACGUUCGAGGCCGAGCUUUCAGCACUACGCCGGCUUACACAGGGGUGCCAACUGGAAAGUCGCCAGGUUGGACAAAAGUCCAAGGCAGCUUUCGAGAUGAUCCUUGAUCUGAAAGGUUGCGACAAGACCUAUUUGGACCUCCAUAGUCUAUUCCCCCAUCUGAAGAAUCCUGACGCUUUCGAGCACAGGAUCAGGUACACGAUCCUCCGAAAGUUUCAUUCCUUCAACAAUGACCACCGUGCCGCCUUUAUGGGAUUGAAGAAAAUCCCAAACGGCCUUUACUUUGUCAACGGGUGCCCUGGUGCAGGCAAGACGGAAUGGAACAUGGUUAUUUCUGCCCUUCUUCAAUCGAAGCGACGCCCUGGAGCCAAAAGGAGAAGCCCGAUCCUUUUCUUGGUUGAUCUCAACAAAACGGUCGAUGAUGCAGCUGAUCGCUACUACAACCUCUGCAAAGAAGCUGGGCUGAAACUGAGGGUUGUUCGAAUGCAUGGUUGGCCAUAUGAGAUCAGAAACAGCUCGAAGUUGAAUGCCAGCACCUCUGAAGACGAUGACGGACACGGUGCGGACUUUACUAAGAAGUUUCUUGCUACGAUGAGUAUCAACAAAAGCAUUCACGUAGGACGCAAUCCCAACAAGGCGCCAACCCUGGACGAAGCGGCGUGGGAGUACUACGAAAAGCACAAGAACGACGGCUUCUUGGCUCUGAAACGAGUCCUGACUCGAAUGGACACCGGAGAGGCAUUGGGCAAUGAUAACUGGAAGACCCUAAGGGGCCAAGUCACAAAAUUGUAUACAGCAGUUCUGCGACAGACCGACUUCAUCGCAACAACACCUGUAGCAGCAUACGGCGGAUUCUCUAAGCAUUUCAAGCCAGAAAUCAUCUUUGUUGACGAAGCUCCACAUGCACGCGAGCUCACCACCCUGAUACCUAUUGCUUAUUUCGAGCCUCUUGCCUGGAUUUUUACCGGGGAUGUUAACCAGACCCGUCCCUUUGUCAAAAGCGGCGAUUUACGGGAUACCGCUAAACAAGGCCUCGAGUACAAUCCGUAUGCAGAGCAAAUGCGACUCAGUCUGAUGGCCAGAGCGGCAAAGGUUGGAGCGAUCAACAGCUCGCUUUUAAUUAACAGGCGGGCAUACGGCAACUUGCAAAAGUUGCCAUCCAUGCUCUUUUAUCACGGACGGAUGAUCUCUGGGUAUUCAGUAACGAAGCAGUUCCCGGAAACAGUUGGCUAUUUGCGUACCUACCUCGAAAGACUUGGUGGUGGAAGGAAGCUGAAAGAGAACCGAGCCGUUGUUGCUCUCUCGAAGAGCAAAGAAGAGAUGCAAUGUCGCAGCUUUUGGAAUCCCGUAAACCACCAAUGGGUCGUGGGACAGGUUCAAGAACUACUCCAAGACCCAGAUUUCAGAUGUGUCACAGACGUUGAACAGCCGGGGAGAAUAAUGAUACAGACUCCAUACAGCGUUGCGAUGCGUCAGUACACUUGUUCGGUCAAGCAGUGGCCCGUCGAAUGGCAGGACAGGGUCGAAGUUUUGACUGUGGACAGGGCCCAGGGGAACCAGGCGGAUGUGGUUUUUCUCGACAUGGUCCGAACAACCCGACCCGGGUUUAUGGAUGAGCCACAGAGAAUGAAUGUGGCCAUUACUCGGGCACGACAGGCCGAAGUCAUACUAAUGCAUCCCGAAAUGACUUUCCGCCUUCGCGCUGGGAUGCGGGUUCCAACUGAUUACACUUCAAAAGUAUGGAACGACGCAGUACAGGAUGACCGUCUGUUUGUGUUGUAG